GCGUCUCUGUGCUAAUGCGGUAUGGCAACCUGAAUUUAUGUACUAAUGUACGAAGGUCCACGUUGUAACUGACUUCUUUUCCUGAGCUAGUUUGUUUCUGAGCUUACUUCAAACUGCUUAAAAAAUUGUUGAAACUCGAUUUUUCCGUACACUUCUGACCUUACUUUUAAUAGAGCGCAAUGAAAUUAAACGUCAUAGUUUUUUCAUCAGUUUUCUUGAAUAUCAUAUUUCACUGAUUUGUGUUUGGCCGUAUUACGGUCUUAUAAGUAAACAAAUUCCCUCACUUCACGGUUCCUGUCAGGUGUUAAAGGUAGUAUGUAAACAUUAUGAUUACCAGUCGAACAGUAUAUUUUUGUUUUCUUGUGUUUGAACCAUCCAUUGGUCGAUAAAUUCACUAUUAUGUGGCUACCAUUUUUAGAAUCGAAAUCCAGCGCGUCCACUAUCAGCAGCUGUUUGUUUUUUCCCUUACAGUUUUACCACUACCUCCCGGGGUUCCGAUGUUUGUCCCCCUCUCUCAACCUCCUAUGUCUUGCUAUCAUAUGAAUGUCGCCCACACGCACAUGCCGUCAUCGAAUCCUGUUUUUAUGCCCUCAAAGGCAUCUAAUACAUCCGUUCCAACACCGAAAAUGGAAAUGGUUUCUGUUUCAUCAGUUAACAAGGAAACUACCAGUGAACUCAACCCAUCUCAAAAAGUUAUAACUGCUCCGCCACAAAUGGCUGGACCAAAUGAGUUGGCGGCACGAGCCAAACAAGCCGCUGCAGCGGUCGCAGCUGCCAAAUCUAAGGCUGAAGACGAAGAUGAUGACGUUACUCGAGCAUUGCUAGCUGCAGCAGCCGGAGUUACUUAUACUCGAGUCCAGGGGCCUGAUGGGAAAGAAAAGGUUUUAGCAAGUAUCACUAAACCUCCGUUAACACCAGUUGUUACGCAAUCGAGUAAAAAACCAAAGCCAGCUGAUCUCACUACAGAUACAGAAGUGAAUAAAGUAACACAAACUAUAGUAUUACCACCAGCACCGCCUUCAAUUUAUCGCUCUGCUAGUACGAAUACAAACGAUCAAGUGUAUAAAAAGAAAAAAUACAUUCGUACAGCUGCUGGAGUCACUUGGGAAGACCCAACUUUAGUUGAAUGGGAUCCAAAUGACUUUCGAUUAUUUUGUGGAGAUUUGGGAAAUGAAGUGACAGACGACACUCUAGCACGAGCAUUUAACCGCUAUCCUUCUUUCCAAAAAGCAAAAGUUGUUCGAGACAAACGUACGAGUAAAUCUCGUGGUUAUGGUUUCGUCAGCUUCUCUGAUCCUGGAGAUUUCACCCGUGCCAUGCGAGAAAUGAAUGGUAAAUAUGUUGGUAAUCGUCCAAUCAAACUAAAGAAGAGCGAGUGGCGUAAUCGGCAAUUGGAAGUCCACAGAAAAAAAGAGAAAGAAAAACGUAAACUAGGUUUGAAAAACUGAUAAUUUCCCACCAUAACCCAUUAAAUUUAUCCUGUGAAUAUUUUUCUACUUUCGAAUUGUAAAGUCUCAAAAUACUUAUCUUAGUCAUACUCUUUUUAUUCUCAUUGCAAGUGAAGACCUUAAACCUAGUUUUUCUUCCUAUGCUGAUGCAGUUUGUGAGCUCAGACGAGUUUUAAUUAUAUGCCGAAGCCAAUCCUUAUAGACUACAAAAUGAAGCGAACUUCACUGAGGGAAUUAUAUUAUACAGUUGAGAGACAUGUGAGUUGUUUUUUCUUAUUUCGGAUAUUAAUUAAACAGAACAAGAUAAUGCUUAUGACAGUUUUCCGUAAAUAAGAUCAUUUACGUUUAAUGAACGCAGUGUGAAUUAUGCUGGCUUUUUG
Messenger RNA from Schistosoma turkestanicum, 1828 nucleotides. The record is from the annotation of a GenBank genome assembly. Lineage: Eukaryota; Metazoa; Platyhelminthes; Trematoda; Strigeidida; Schistosomatidae.